AUGAGGAAAUGGCCACCACGAGCAAUAGAAUCAACCGUUGGUGAAGUUUCGGAAGUAAUCGAUCUAGUCAAUUCUAUGGGGUUGAUAGCUGCGGUCGAGAAUUUUGACCUUGGUUACGACAAACCUCUUUGUUCCGCCUUUGCCGAGAGAUGUUACGGGGAAACAGAUACCUUGCAUCUUACGUUUGGAGAACUGACGGUAACUCCAAAUGAUGCGAAGUUCAUUACCGGGUUAAGCAUAGAAGGUAAAGCCAUGAAUUACAAAGGUUACGCGCAAGAGCUUGAGUGGGAAAAUAUUUACACGUUCACCAAGGAUGUGUUCCAAUGGGAUGAGGAGAGGACCAAGUCAGAGAUGUUGGUAGGCAAGUCAAAGCAGAGGAUAUUUCAUCUUUCGAAGCUGAGAUACAACUUCAUGGGAAAAAAGAAGCUUCGUGCUGAUGGAAAAGAGGUGACGCCGGAACGUAUCAUCGCCACAGCCAAUGCGUAUGUCCUCUACCUCCUGGGAGAUGUUAUCUUCCCCGAUGUUUCCGCUGCCCGUGUGAGCACCAACUUUAUCCAGUUGUUACAACCAUUUGACAAGAUUCACAAAUACUCUUGGGGCACUGCCAUCCUUGCACAUUCGUUGAACGAGUUGAGAAAGGCUUCUAGGGCUCAAAGGAACCAAAUCGGAGGGAAUAUGGCUUUUUUGCAGGCGUGGAUAUAUAUGCACUUCCCAAUAUUUUCUCAAAGGUCUUUUGAGAACAAGGAAUGGGACCACAGGUAUUAUGGAGACAAGUACACCUACAUAAGUAAGCCGAGGAACCAAAAAAAGGAUUAUCUGAAGUUGAGACGCCAGUUGGACAACUUGACGACGAAAGUUGUUGUAUAUGAUCCUUACAAGGAGGAUUUAGCUAAAGUAAAAGGAAAGAAGAUUGUGUGCGAAGAGCAAAGUGAUUAUUUGGGGCCUUUGUUUCACCCAAGAGGAUAA
Papaver somniferum (opium poppy) is the source of this 966-nucleotide messenger RNA. Its product is annotated as protein MAINTENANCE OF MERISTEMS-like. The transcript has a single exon. The record is from RefSeq and is a predicted model, not a curated record. Lineage: Eukaryota; Viridiplantae; Streptophyta; Magnoliopsida; Ranunculales; Papaveraceae. The coding region runs from base 1 to 966 and encodes 321 amino acids. Gene Ontology annotation, biological process: meristem development; meristem maintenance.